GGGCUGUGGAGGGGAGAGGACGUGCGCCGCCGCCUCCACCCUGCUCCUCUCUCUCUCUCUCGUAGCAGGAGGUGGACUUUGAAAUAAUAAAAAAAAGGAACUUGAAAAACAGUGACUGAAAAACAAGGAAAGAAAAAGAGAGAGGAAAAAUAAGAAAAAAGGAAAACAGGAGAGAAAAAAGUAAGGAGGAAGAAAGGAAUGGAUAGAGAAACCUUUGAAAAAACAGUGACAGUGAAUGAGUAACAGGAAAAUAAAAAAAAAUAAAACAAAAAAUGAAUUGAAAGAAAAGAAAAUGGAAUAAAACGAAAAAAAUAAGAAGAAAGAAGGUGAAAGUGUGCAAAGAAAGAAAGUAAAACAAUAAAAAAGGAAAAGAAGGAAAAGAGAAAGAAAAACAGUGACUAAUUUGUAAGAAAGAAGAAUAAAGAGAGAGAAAAAAACAACGAUAGAAAAAAAGAGAGAUAGAGAGAAAAAAAAAAAAUUAAACUAUCUUCCACAAUAAUGAUAAAAGAAAUACAGUGAGGAACAGUGAUGACAGUGACAGAUGGUGAUGCCAACAAGACCACACCAUAACUAAUCCCCAUAAGAAACCUGAGACACCACCACCACUACCACCACCACCACCACCACCACCACCACCACCACCACCACCACCACCACCACCACCACCACCAGACACAAUCACAAGCCCCCAUCACCAUCACUAUAGAGACUCACCAUCACCAUCAUCGUCACCAUCAGGAAGAAUGUGGCCUGAGGGGAGGGGAGGGGGAGGAAAUGAGGGUGAGGAAGAGGAAGAGAUAAAUUCCCCUCCCUCUCUUCCUCUCCUUCCUCUUCAGUGAGUGAGAGUACUAACCUCCUCCUCCUCCUCCUCCUCCUCCUCCUCCUCCUCCUCCUCCUCCUUAACCAUGAACCUCCAGCCACGGUUCCUCCUCCUCCUCCUCCACCCACGUCGUCUCUUCCUCCACCUCCACUUCUUCCUCUUCCUCCUCCUCCUCCUCCUCUUCCUCCUCCAGUCGCCACGUUACUCCUCCGCUCUUUGGCUUGAGGAGUGUGGCCGCGCCCUGGGCAUGGAGAGUGGGGAUAUUCCAGACGAGGCCAUCACGGCGUCUUCAUCCCACAAUCAUAUCGUGGGGCCGCACAACGCCAGGGUGCGGAAGGAGAAGGAGGGCGGGGCGUGGUGCCCGAAAGAUCAGGUGUCAGAAUCCGCGCGGGAGUCACUGACGGUGGACUUGGCGGCCGUGCACGUGGUGACAGCGGUGGGCACACAAGGGCGCUUCGGCAACGGGGACGGCAAGGAGUACACGGAAGAAUACAUGCUGGAAUACUGGCGCCCCGGCCUCGACUCCUUCAGGGUGUACACCAGCGGAUAUGGAAACAAUAGCUUCACAGGUAACGUCAACACUUACCUGGAGCAGAAGAACCAGCUGGCGCCGCCCCUCCUGGCCACUAAAGUAAGGUUCAUCCCCAUCUCUAGCCACCCGCGCACCGUCUGUCUCAGGGUGGAGCUGUAUGGAUGCAACGCGACAGGCGGCCUACUGAGCUAUGAGGGCGUGGAUGGAGCUGUGCGUGACCCGGGGUUCCAGCUGGGGGACGACUCUUACGACGGGGCGCGGGGGCCGGGGCUGCUGAGACACGGCUUGGGGCAGCUGUAUGACGGGGAGCUGGGGCGCCCUCUCAACCAGCUGCAGCUCCAGGCGUACGGCAGGGGCAAGGGGUGGGAGUGGGUGGGGUGGUCGCGGCGCCAGCUGGAGGGACAACCUCUCAUCCUCAUAUUCACCUUCGAGAGCAUGAGAAACUUCACGCUGCUGUCUCUUCACGCCUUCGCCAGCCAGGAGGACGACUUUGGGCUGCCGUCAAAGGUGGAGGUGUACUUCGGAGACAAUGCCACCAAUUACCACGAGCAGGUGCUAACAUCUCCUUCCACCUGGCCCGGCGCGCUGGCCCCCGGGAACCACAACCUAACCUUGGACCUCCACCACCGCACUGCCAGCGUCCUUAAGCUCCUCAUCCACUUCCCCGGGCCCUGGCUGGCGCUCAGUGAGGUGUACUUCAGCAGCGAGCCGUGCACGUGCAACCUGACGACGUGGCAGACGGUGAAGGCGUCGUCCCCGGCGGAACACACGGCGGGGCGGCGCGACGAGGCCCGGGACGUGUCAGCAGUGUCCGCCGUGUACGCCCACACCCGCGCGUACAUGGGCGUGGUGAUCGGCUUCGUGGUGGGCGUGUUCCUGCUGGUGGGCGCGGGACUGCUAAUCUACGUGAGGCGCUUGAGGAAGAAGAAGUCCUCUCCUCACGUACUGAAAGGCCCUCUGAGUGACUCCCCUUCAGUAGCCUAUGAUCUUAAGUCCCUCAGGAUGGCCACCUCCUACUCCGGCGUGAGUGGCCUGGGCGGCGCCACCCCCUACGGCGCCGUGCCCGUGCCUGACGAGGAGGGCUCCCUGUACCACGAGCCUUACAAGAAUUUCUCAGCCUCAGAGUACAGCGUGGCCACCAUCGGGCGUCACCUUAGCGACUUCAGCAAGGAGGGCCUGGCCGCCGCCUCCUCCCAGGCCGGCGGCGUGGGGGGCGUUGGGGGGAAUACGCCGUGCCUAUCCUCUCCACCCCUCCGCCGCCCUUCAAUACAGCUGCCACUACCCCCAUCACAGCCCCCGCGCCCUUCACGCAUCCCACCACGCCCAACUCUGCCGCCCCUGCGCUCUACAGGCGGGUUCUCCACUCUCAUGAGGCUGUGUCCCGCCCCCCCACCUCCCCCUGUGCCGCCUCCCCCUGAGAAGUACAGCUCCCCGCCCUCCGUGUGUAAGGGCGUGUCUGUGGUGGGGCCGUGCGGGGUGUCCCAGUAUCGCAUUGAGGGCAUGAGCACACUGAAGCCACGCAACCCGAAGGAGAUGCCUCGUCACUCCCUCACCUACACCGACAAGUUGGGGGAGGGGGAGUUUGGCACGGUACACAUCGGGGAGGUUCCGGCCGUGGCAGGGGAGGCAGGGGAGGGUGGCGUUGGGGGCAAGACGGGGGCCAGACAGGUGGUGCUUGCCUCGCUUAAACCUGACGCCAUCCCGGAGGUAAGGGAGGAGGGGUGGCGGCAGGCGCAGCUCCUUGCCACCCUAGCAGAGCCUCACCUUGCGGGGCUGGUGGGCGUGGUGAGCCGCGACGACCCGCUGGUGCUGGUGCUGGAGUACCUGCCGCUGGGGGACCUCAACCAGUACCUCAGAAGACACGUCCCAGACACCACGUCACCCAGGCUCAACCACAUGCGGCCCAUCAGCUACGGCUCCCUCAUAUACAUGGCCACGCAGGUCGUCGCCGGGAUGAAGUACCUGGAGGCCCACAACAUCACCCACCGCGACCUGGCCACGAGGAACGUGCUGGUGGGUCCGGGCCAGAUGGUGAAAAUCAGCUGUCUGGGUUCCUGUCGCUCCCCUGUACGCUGGCCCGUGCGAUGGAUGAGCUGGGAGUCUCUCUUCCUGGGUAACUUCAGCAGCCGGAGUGACGUGUGGUCGUUUGGCGUAACCCUGUGGGAGAUGCUCACCUUGGGGCGCCAGCAGCCUUACGAGAACUUGCCUGACGAAGGGGUGAUCGAGAACCUUGCCCACUAUUACCACGACAACGACAUGGAGGUGCAUCCCACGCAGCCCGCCUUGUGCCCUAAGGAGAUUUACGACCUCAUGCUGGAAUGCUGGAAGAGAAACGAAGCGGAUAGACCCAACUUCAGAGAUAUCCAUGUGUUUCUGCAGCGCAAGAACCAAGGAUACUGCCCAGAGGCGUGAAGGAUGCGGUGGGUGACUCUCUACGAUGAGGACAAUGAGAUCCUCCUGCAGCGCGUGGGUUAGUUCCUGAAGGAGUCCUGAAGGAUUCUUGAAGGAUUUCUUGUGUACUACCACUCGGAUCUUGAUGACCUAGGCUCCUUGUGGUUUUCUAAGUGGUUUAUUGGUGGUUUGUACUUGUUUGGGGUUUGUUUGGGUGUUUAGGUGUACGUGUGUGUGUAUGUUUGUCUUGGGUGUUUGUUUGUUUGUUGGUUUCGUUCUUUGUUUGUUGACCUGAUCUGACCUGUUUUUUGUGUUUAGGUUUGUGUGAGUCUGUGUGCUUGUGAGAGAGAGAGAGAGAGAGAGAGAGAGAGAGAGAGAGAGAGAGAGAGAGAGAGAGAGAGAGAGAGAGAGAGAAUUAUUCAAUACCAAAAUGAAAACAAAAGCAAUAUGAAAUACAACAAAUAAACAACAACUCAUAAAAAAAGGGAAGAAACAAAAUCCAGGAAAAGGAUCUGAAAAAAACACAAAAAUCACGACAAAUCAAACCAAGAAACGAAGAAUAGAAAAAAAAGAAAGAGAGAGAAAAAAAAAAACAGGAGAAAGGCUCAGAAAAAAAAAAAUAAAUAAUCAAACCAAGAAACGAAGAUGAGAAAAAAGAAAGACAAAGAAAGAAAAAAAAGAUGAGAAAAUGAAAGAGAGAGAGAAAAAAAAAAAAACAGGACGAGAAAGAGAAAAGAGAAAAAGACAACCCAGGUCAGAUUUCAGGGUUCAAACAUCGACUGUAUAGAACGAAGCAGUGAAUCCCGCGUUCCGAAGCUCCGAACUCACUGAUCCUCCACCACAACUUUGCAGAGUUUAAUAACCUCUCCAACGUCCCCUCCCCCUGCCCCUCUCCUGCCCUCAUCCCCCCUUCUCUCUAACAUGUCCCUCAGCCGGCUUUCUGGAGGUCACGAGAAGGGGAGAAAGAGAGGGAGAGAGAGAGAGAGGGAGAGAGAGAGGGAGAGGUUAACUUCUCAUUUGGGGACCAGGCAGGUAUCGAAAUGGACUGGAAGUUACAUUGUGGUUCGAAAUUUUUGAGUGUAAGACCUCUCGCUGUUUUUUUUUUUUUUUUUUGUGUGUGUGUUUGUGUGUUUGUGUGUGUGAAAAUGGGAGGGAAAAUAUUGUAGUUCUAGUUGUUUCAUUUAUUUCCCUCUUCUCUUUUCGUCUUUUGUGUCAGUGAAGUAAAGAAAAAAAAUGUUGUGUUUAUAAAAGAAGAAGAAGAAGAAGAAGAGGAAGAAGAAGAAGGAAAGUUUUAAUUAGAGUGUACAAUUUUGAUUAAUACAAAAGAUGAUGAUGAUGAUGAUGAUGAUGAUGAUGAUGAACAAUAACAGUGACAUGAAUGAAAUGAAUAAAAUGAUAAUGCUGAAGAGACAGACAGAUGCAUACACAGUGAAUUGUGAUGGAUGGUGACAGAACGAUAAAGUUGGUGGUGAAUCACUUGAUGGUGUUCAUGGUAGUGAAUAGUGAAGUGUAGAGCAAAAAAAAAAAAAAGAAAAAUACUGGUAACUGGCCUCUGUGGUAAUAGUGAUGAUGGUGAUAGUGAUAAUGACAAAGGAAUGAUGACGAUAGUGAAGGAUGGAACUAAACAAUGGUGACAAGUGAUGAUGAUGAUGAUGAUGAUGGUGAUGGUGAUGAUGAUUGUGAUGGGGAUGAUGAUGAAAGAGAAAAAUGACGUGUGAAGUGAAAGAGAAAUAGGGAAAAGAGAGAAAAGAAAGAGAAAAGAGAUAGAAAGAGAACUAUACAGUUAAAUCAUAUAACAAGAGUAAGAAAAAAGAAAGAAAAGAAAUUAAAGUAAAGGAGAAAAACAGAACGAAGAAAUAGAAAAGAAAGAAAGAAGGAAAGAAAGAAAAAAAGAAACAAAGAAAGAAAGAAAGAAAGAAAAAACGACUAGUCCAAAUCAACAACAACAACAACAACAAAAACAACAACGACACGUCAGGUCAGGUCAGGUCAGGUCAGGUCACAAGGUCACAAGUCACGUCAGAGGGUCACCUGCCAAAACUAUUCCUUAUGUCUUUAAUCUCCCCCAUAACAAAUGACCCCCCCCUUAAAAAUACCCCCCUUCUAUUCCUAGUGGGGGGGGGUAGAAAAAAAGGGGGUUAAGUCAAAAAAAUGGAACCAAAAAUCAAAACCAAAGAUCGAAAUGGAUAAAAAAAAAAUGUUUGUCACGUGUUUUUUUGUAUUUAUUUAUUUAUUUAUUUAUUUAUUUAUUUAUUAGGUUUAAUGACAAAUGUUCAACAAUGAUAAAUGUGCCAAAAAAAAAAACAAGUUCAAUGGACGUGUCAGAAGUGCCAUUGACUGAAUGAAUAUCAAAAUGUAUCAAAAAAAUGUGCCAAAAAUGUUCUCGCUCGUAAGUAUUGAAUGUGUGUUUAUUUUUGGAAUGUUGAAUGUACUUAUAUGUAAUGGUGGUGUUACUAUUAUUAUUAUUAUUAUUAUUAUUAUUAUUAUCAUCAUUACUAUUAUUAUUUAGGAGCUUUUCUUUUUUUUCUUUCCUUAUCUUUUUCCUUGUUUAUUUGUUUAUUUAUUUUUUUCUCUCUCUGUCCGAGGGCUUGAAGUAGUUAGCGACGUCCUGAACCUUUAAUUUGUACUCCAGUUAAUGCAUAUGUUCGUUUACCCUUCACUUGUGUCUUCCUUCAUCCCUUCAUUUUUAUAAGUGUGUAGUAAAAUAUUUUGCUGUACAACUGAAGAUCGAAAUGUAAUCAAAGAGGAAACUGUAAUCAUAUUUAUGGUGCUUGUUAAAUUUAUCUACUGUAUAUGUGCCAAAAAAUGUCGUAAUAAUAAUAAUAGUAAUAAUAAUAGUAAUAAUAAUAAUAAUAACAAUAAUAAUAAUAAUAAUAAUAAAGCUGGAAAAUAUAAUGAAUGAAUACUUUUUAGGGUAAGGACACUGCGGACGAAACAAAAAGGAAAAGAAAACGAUGAAUUGUGGCAUUAUUUCAUGUAGCAUAUCGCGUGAAGCCUAUUUACGGUGUCUCGUAAAGCUUCGUUCGCUCACAGCUCAAGGGGUUCGUGUUUCAGACAUUUUUCAUGAAGUCUUCUUUGUAGAUUUAUCGGUGUGUGUGCGUGCGUGCGUGCGUGCUUGUGUGUGUGUGUGUGUGUGUGUGUGUGUGUGUGUGUGUGUGUGUGUAAAGAUAACUAUGUAUACAUGUCUCAUUUUAUCUCUCUUUCUUUUUUUUUCCUUAUCUUUCUUUUUCUUCUCACUUUCUCUUUAUUUUUCUCCUUUUUUUUUUCUUUCUCUAUUUUUCGUGUGUCAAGUUCCGGUCUGUAAGUGUUCGCGUCUACUUUUCUUGGUGCCUCAGGAGAGUGUAGGGUGUAAGUGUGUUGUUAAGUAGGUAAGCGUGCCUCCUGGUGAUGUGUACGUGUUCGAGACCCGUUCAGUAAUGGUGAUGAUAACAAUAACAAGAAGAAAAAUAAUGAUAAUGAUAAUAAUAACAGGAUUUGAGGUCAUUUUAAACAUCUUUUUUGUUUAUUUAUUUAUUUUUUUUCCCCCGUUACAGUGAAUGAUCAAUACCUCUGCCUCGUUUUCUACGCCCGCUGACGAUUCAUUCCCGUUUUCUGUGGAAGGCUAAUGUUGUAUCCGCGUUUUAUUCGUGUUUUACAUCGCUGAUUGGCGCUUAAUCCCCCGUUUUCUGUUGCCGGUCGAUGAGUCAUCUCUGGCUUUUCCAAUACUAAAUACUUUCCUCUAUAUUUUACCUGUUUUCCUUUCUGCUUUUGUUAGGUUAAAACACUCGAUGCUUAUUCUCAUCAAUAUAUUUUUUUUUCCUUUGCGAACUUUUUUAUGACUGACGCGGAAGAAAAUGACAGAAAGUAUGAAAGAAAAAGUGCAUUUCAUUAUAUUCGAUCUUUUUGCUUCGGUGGUUCAAAUCGAGCUUCAUUGUGAGGACUCGAGGCUCCGAACAACAAUACCCAAUAUGGCGGUGUUAUCAUCACUUUCUGAAGCAAUGAAGGCAAAGGAGAGGGUUUCAAUUUGUAAAUAUUCGUACGCAGAAGCCAUUGAGGUGUUUCAAGAUGGCGGCUGGGAGUUACAAUAUGGCGCUUAGGGGUCCACGAUGGCGUUCGGGUGUUUCAAGAUGGCGCCUGAGGGUUCCGGAUAGUGCUGGGUGUUUCAAUAUGGCGCUGUUUUCUUUUUUUAUCGUAAAGGUAUACUUUCUUUCUAUCUUUCAUUCUUUACUUGCUUCUUUUUUUCUGUCUUUUCCUGUUUUAUAUAUGUAAGAAUUAUUAAUAGCAAGCAUAGGCAAGCAAAUAUCGCCUUCUGUGUAGUAAAGAAUAGUUAUGAUAAUGAUAAUAAUAAUAAUAAUAAUAAUAAUAAUAAUAAUAAUAAUAAUAAUAAUAGCUCAUUGCUUAUAUAAUAUACAUAAAUAUAGUGUUUAGUCGUUCAAUUGUUAUGUAAUUAUCUACGUUUGUUAUAAUUUGUAUCUCAUUUCCCGCAGCUAGUCAGUCAGUGAGUCAGUCAGUCAGUCAGUUAGUGAGUCAGUCAUAUCGUUCCUUUAGGCUAAUUGCAAGAUGUUCCUUUAGUUUAUACGCAUGUGAUUCAUUUAGGUUCGCUUUCAUUUUUUCAUUUUUUUUUUUUCUUUAGGAUUUGGGACAUUUUUUCAGGAGCCCCACAAAAGUUCCUGAAGAAAUUCUGUACCGCUGUUUUUCAUCCACUGAGGACAAAGAUAUAUUUUCUUAUCUCACUGCCCUCAACUUCGUCACGUCGGUGCUAUGAAUGAAUAAUUUCCUCUUUUAUCUGCAUUGUUCAUUCAUUUAUCCACUCUUCAUUAGCCACUUAGUGAAAUAAAGGCUUGUAGUAUUUUCUUCGGUAACUUUAGAAUAUUGUAGUGCUUAAACUUAGCGUAAAAACGACAAAACAAGAUGGCGCUGUUCUCACUCGCUAGAGGCAUAGGUGCAUAUAUAGGUAUGUUUAUUGAUAGAUUUGCUACGUGUCGCUUCUUUGUCUUCAGGUGUUUCAAGAUGGCGGCGUCGGAGCGUCUUUUUUAAACCAGCGCCAUUCCCAUCAGUUCGUAAAUGUUGCAGGUUCAAGGUUCAAGUUUCAGUUCAUGUAUAUUUUUUGUAGUGUUUCUUCUAUCUUGCUCAUGUAGUUGAAGGUUUUAGUGCGGAAUGCUACUAGGAGUUUUAUCCUAUUGUAUUUUUCAACAAAGCAGAUGACUCCUUGACCUACAUACAUACAUACACAUACAAUUUCAGACUCUAAGUUUGCUGGAAUGCCUUUUGAAUUGAUAACAACGCUGGCAAUGUUUCAACGGCGCGGUGUCACUUGAAUUUGUCUCAUUGCAGCUCUGGAGACACGCAGCAGGCGAUUUCGUAACCUGCACAUCUUCAGCCUUUGGAAGUUUGCACGAUUACCCUUUGGACUUAAAACGACACCGGUGAUGUUUCAAAGGCGAGACAUUAUUCCAUUUGACAUCCGGGUACUAUUUUCCCCAAUACUCCGUGAGACCCUUUGAACUACGAGUAAUAGCAACGCCGGUGAGGUACUAAUGGCGUUUUUUUAUUCCUUCAUUUACUUUUCCUUUAGUGUUCCUGUAGGGCGCGAGUCUCAGUAGAGCAACUAGGCCUGAUUGAUAGUUAGCUUCAGGCGGGGAUUAGUUUUUAUUCCUGUAGUGUACAUGCGAUGCACUCUCUAGUCUCCCCUUGUUGGACGCCGCGUUCAGUAGCCUUGUGGUCGCCUUGGGGCAAAUGAUAGGCGUAGCAUAUUACACACGCUUCUUUCCUCAGUGACCGCGGUUUAUUCUUUACCAUAGGCCUCUUGUGGGGAUUAGGUCUAGACACUGCUUCUAAAGUCGUAGGUUCCACUCGCAUUGCGCCCCUGGAGUUGUAUCAUAGCCGGGUAAAGGUAGGCCGUCUUACCUGGGCGGGUCUACGAUGGACUUGCAUUUACCUGUAAUUUUUAAGCUCAGUGGAUGCGAGCUUAUGCGGUGUCACUGUGCGCGUGUCUGAGAGCGCUCCGCUAUUUUUACGGCUCAGAGCGAGGUGACUGAGUGCUGGUGGAAUUCAUUCGCUCACCUUCUUACACUAUUGCUAUACUAUGUAACUAUACUCACUAUAUUUUUUUCGUCUCAUAUCAAAACCUGACAAAAAAUCUUAUAAAUAUAUAUAUUAUGAUAUAACUUAAUGAUAAUGUUAAUAAGAUACUGUUUGCAUCUUUCGUACUCCAGAAUGUGAUACAAGUGAAGUGCGAGUGUCUACGUGUACAUAACCAGUGUAGUGUUUAGUGUGGGUGUGGUGCUGCCUCUGUCGCUGUGCCAAGGAGAUACGGUUUACCUGAAAAGCGAGAGGUUAUCUGUGGAGGAGCAAAAGUUUACCUGUGGAUGAUCAAGUUUACCUGUGGAGGGAGAGUAUUAAGUUUACCUGAGAAGCGAGCGGGAGUUUACCUGUGGAGCAACAAACACCUGGGCGAGAGAGCUGCGCGCCGCCAGGUAGGAAGGAGCGGGUGUCGCGACUAACAAACGAGUGUUGAGUGUUUCUUUUGAUCUGAUCGUUAAUUACUUAAGUGGAUGGUUUGUGUCGCUGUGUUGGUCCAAGUAUUAUCAAUAGGUGGCUGUUUUUUAUGUCCUCGGUGGCUUUUAUGGCUUUUUCGAUAAAUACUAAGUAAAUAGCUUAAUAAUAAGUGGCUUCGUUAUUAUUACGAAAUAUCAUCAUCACCUUUUUCUGUGUACGAUUUUUCUCGCGAUAAUGAUAAUAAUAAUGAUAAUGAUAAUAGUAAUGAUUAAAAGUAACUGGUUUACGUGGAACAGGUGUGUUUUUUGUGUCUCCCGGCCGGUAAUUAAUCGGUUCUGCAGGUGGAGAAAAUAAUAGUGUUUAAUAUUCCGACAACAACUUCGGUUCGUGUUACUCGUGUUUUCUGUAAAGUUCAAUUGUCUCGCUGUUGGUUGGUUCGUUGGUUCGCUGGUUCGCGCUCAAACGAAAACGGCAAAUGAACCUGCUUCGUUUUUUAUCUCGUUGUGAAGCGUCAGUCGGUAUUUGAGUGUCUGUGUGUGUGUGUGUGUGUGUGUGUGUGUGUGUGUACUGUUUGCAGGGAUUUAAAUGAUAAAGUAAGUCUAGUUUAUCUUAUUCUUUAACUACUUAUUUGUACUUUUUUCUACAUAGCUGGUCUUGUAAUGAGUAACUAAUUAAUCUGCAUCCUCCUUUUUUUCUUUAUCCCUUUCUCUCUUUCUUCCCUUCUUUACUGCAGGAAAGCAUAAUUCAAGGUUUGUUUUUAGGAUUUUCAUAUUUUCAUAUAUAUUAAUUUUAGUUUAUUUUUAUACACUAAUUAUAAGUUUAAAAGGAAUGCAGAUGGAUGAGAGAGAGAGAGAGAGAGAGAGAGAGAGAGAGAGAGAGAGAGAGAGAGAGAGAGAGAGAGAGAGAGAGAGAGAGGAGAACAAGACAAUCACUGUAACAUAUCAAAAAAAUAUUAAAAGGCACCCACCCACCCACCCACAUACCCUCCCCUCCCUCCCUCCCUCCCUCCCUCCCUCCCUCCCUUCACCUUCCCUUCACCUGCCCCUCACCUGGACUCUACGUGUACCUAACAUUUCUUCCACAUAUCUGAUCUGCCUUCGCCUCGAUAAAAUUAAAAGGACGUGAAUGAAGGAGAGGAAGAAAACGUUAAUUAAUUUAGAACUAAGAUAGGGUGUUUUUCGUCGAGGCCGGGUAAUCGAAUGCUAAGUCCAGGCAUUGGAUAGGCCAGUCUGUGCAAAAGUCCGGAUAUUCGAGGUGUUAAGCUCUUUAUUACAGUUUAAGCCGGUUUAAGGCUGAUCUACGCUUGGAAAAAUGUAUCCGUUUAUAUUUUUUUAUUUAUGUUCCUGUUCUUCCUUCCGUGCGAGUUCUUAUUAGGCUUCUUUUUCUUUCACUUUUAGCUUUGGUCUGUUUGUGGUGACCUGAUUGCUUUCUUUUUGUUUCAUCCGUCUUCUCCAUUUUUUUUCUUUUCUUUUUUUUUCGUGUUGUUUUUUUUUCAUAUUUUCUGUUUAUAUUUGUUCCGUUUCAGUUCCUCCUUGCGUGGGAUUUUAUUAAGCAUGUCUUCUGUUCUGUCAUGGGUUCAGUCCAAGUGUGGUCAUCUGCUUGUUUUUCUUCUCGUUAUUUCAUCUGUUUUCUCCAUUUCUUCUUCUUCCUUAUUGUGUUUUUAUUUUUUUCUUGUUUUUCUUCUUUCUUAUUCAAUUUUUUCAUAUUUUUCUUCUUUCUUCUUCCUUACUGCGUUUUUCAUGCUUUCUUCCUUACUGUGUUAUAAUUUUUCUCCUUUUAUUUUUUCUUCUUCAUUAUUGUGUCUGUUUUUUUUUCUUUUUUUUUCAUCUUUUCUUAUCCCGUCUAAAUUUUCGCAAUGUCCUAAACAGAGUCACCACAUUUCCACGAAGCUGAUGGCCCUCUGCUCCUAAACCUUUGAGAGCCUCUGUCCCCACUAGUUUUCAUAGGCCCGGGGAGAGGUUAUUGUUUACAAGGGUGUUUCUGUGAUUCCUGCGAUAGUUCAACAGGGAUUCUCUAUCAUUGGCUGGAAGGAAAAAGAAAGAAAGAAAGAAAAAAAAACACCCUUGAAAUCCCAGCUGGUUAUCUCUGUGGCCUUUGAAAACAGUCGUGGUGAGGGAAGUGUUGGAGCAUAAAGCGUUCUGUGUUCUUGUUACUUGUGUUGUGUGUUCAGGAAUGUUCGAGAUUAUUGGAACCGUUUAAGUUGGUCCAUGCUGGUAUUUUUGUUGAUUUUCUCUCUUCUCUUUCUCGUUUUUCUUUUCUUUUUUUUAUUUGUUUGUUUUGUUUGUGUAGUUUUCCCUUUCUCUUUAUUUAUUUAUUUUUUGUUGUUCGUGUAGCUUCCCUUUCUCUCUUUUUUUUUUUUUUUUUUUUUUUUUUUUUUUAUUCAGCGCGGUAGCAUUUCACGUCAAAAAAAUUACUAGUGACAAAAUAAGGGAAAAGAAUUCGGCUUCAAAAGGGAAAUCAGCCCCGCGUGCUAAUGUGUUCGCUAAAAGCAUAACUCUUUUUUUUCCUUCUUUCUUUUUUUUUUUCUCACUAAUUUCCCCCGCAAGUGUUGUGUCGCUGUAGUUAUUCGUGAAUGCACAAGUAUCGAAAAAAGAAGAAAAAAAAAAAAGAAAAAAAAAAGAAAACUUGUAUAUUUGACUGUGUUCUCAAACGUUUCCUCACUCUCAUCUGGACAAGUUUGAAGAGGCACAAGUGUGGGUGCUGUGAUCCUCAGGGGCGUCGUUAGGCUUCCAGUGGUGGUUCAGUGAGGACUCUGUGUUGUAAUAGGCUAGACCAAAAGUCAUCGGCACCUCCAGGAUUGUUUUCAUGUUUCUAUUGAUAAUCUAACAAUGACACCACACUCAGAAUGCCGAAGUGGAAGUCAUUAAGGUUUUCCAGACAUAAUUUAACAAGACUCGCACAUUUUUAACAGCCUCUGCUGGAAGUUAUUGGAUUUUCAAGGAUGCUGUCAAAAAAAAAAAAAUGUAUUCUAAUGAUAAUAUAAAUAAGGAUUCAUGAAUUUCACUGAAUAUAUUGGAAGCUAGAGAUGUUUUCAUGAUCCCGGUGCAAAUUAACAAGAAAUUUGCAUAAAAACAACAACACCUUUGAGAACGCGAGUAAUUACCAGUAUGGCCUUGAGAACAGUCUGCACCUUCACUGUUAAUGACGCAAUGUUUGCUUCACCUGAGUAGCCUUGGCCGACUUACCAAGUCAAGAGGAAGCAACAGGCGCCAGAAGACCUGCACUCCGCCACUGUUCACCUGUGUUGCUGUCAUUGUGUCUUUUGAAAUCAUACUCAGAACUUGCAAAACAUUUCACUUUUUAAAAUUUUGAAAUGUCUCCUUUAGGGUCCGGUACGGUUAGAUGGCUUUCUUUAUUUCUCUUUUUCUUGUUUUCAACUUUCCUAUGACUUGAACUCUUUCAGGAGGGCGGUUUGAAAACACUUAUCCUCGAAUUUUAAUAAUUCAUUUAGCUCUUUCUUGAGGGACCGGCAUUUUAGCAAGCCUCUUUUUUCUUCCUUUUUAUCACCCUUGGCCUGAUCCCUCUUGCAUGAAAAGUUUUCGUCGCCCUUGGCCAGAGCUCUUACAUAAGAAAAGAAAGAUUUUUCCUGAGGAGAAAUCGUAACACUUGGCAGUAUAAUUUUGAAAUGUCUCCUCUAGGUUCCGGCAUGUUUAGUGGGGCUUCUUUUCUAUUUUACUUUCCUUCACCAGUUUUCAUUGCCCUUGGCCAGACAGAGCUCUUCUUACAUAAAAAGAAAAAUGAAGACUUUACUUGAGGAAAUUCAUGGCAUGUUUAGUGGGCUUUCUUUCCUUUUCCUUUUUUCUCUAUUUUUUCUUAUCCUUGGCCAGACAGAGCUCUUCUUACAAAUAAAAAAGAAGACUUUACUUGAGGAUAAAUCGUGGCACUGGAAAGGGUAUUAUUUUGAAAUAUCUCUUCUUUCUCUCUUUUUUUACUUUUUUUUUUCCCCCACCAGAACUCUUACACACACACACACACACACACACACACACACACACACACACACACACACACACACAAAAGAAAGAAGAGAAAAGAAUGCGAAGACUUUCAGGAUAAAUAGUGGCACUUGAAAGGAUAAUUUUGAAAUGUCUCUCCUUUCUUUCCUUUUUCCUUUUUUUUUUUUCUACCAGUUCUUACCCUUGGCCAGACAGGGCUCUUGCACAUGCACACACACACACACAUAAAAAAAAAUAAAGAACACGAAGACUUUCAGGAUAGAUUGUAGCACUUGAAAGGGCAUAAUUUUAAAAAGUGAACUAUUUCUUUUCUUUUCCCUUUUUCUCCCACCAGUUCUUACCUUGGCCAAAGUUCUUACACACACACACAAGAAAAAAAAAAAAAAAGCCUUUACUUGAGGAUAAAAUUAAUCACCUCACAUGAAGAGAAGGCGAUGAGGUAAUGAGAGAAGGCAACGUCUGAGAACACGAGCCACUUCUCCUUGACCAGUUCUUCCAAGCCAGCCUAGCCGAGGGGGGCGCCGCGAAGUGCCCUCCAGGCCCUCGUCUGUCACGGAGCCAGACCCGACGGUUAUCUGUCUUAUCAAGCGAAAUAUAUCUCUAUCUUUCAUCCGCCUUGCCUCAUUCAUCUCCCACAUCCAUUCAUCGCCUCCUCGGCUUCUCCUCAUCCAUCGGUCACUACUGCAGCGUCUUUCAUCCAAACGUUUUUCUCAAAUGUAACACGAUUUCUUGACGCAUUUCGUUCUUCCUUCUGCCUUUCAUUCUUUCUUUCUGUAUUUUUCUUUUCUUUUUUUUCUCAAGAGAUUAUGUGAUUUAUCUUCGACGCUUUCUCUCUCUCUCUCUCUCUCUCUCUCUCUCUCUCUCUCUCUCUCUCUCUCUCUCUCUCUCUCUCUCUCUGCCUUUAAUAUUCUUUCAUUCUUGUUCUUGUUCCUGUUCUUCUUGUUCUUCUUUACUUUUCGAUGCUUAUCACAACAUUCUGUACCUUAUGCCUUCUUUCCUCGCAUGGCCUUGAAAUAUUUCGAAAAACCGAGGAGGAGAAUGUGUUUUGAAUGAUCGCUUUUAUUAAUUUUUCUAUCUUUUUCUUUCUUUUCUAUCAAUAAUCAAAUAGUCUUUAAUCAAAAUCUUAUCUCCCUUCUAUAUUUCUCUCCCAUGUAAACCAACGUAACUUUUUUUCCCUCUUUCAUAGUACAAGUUUCCUCCAUUUUCUUUUUUAUUUAUCUAUUUUUUUUUUUUUAUGCUACUGUUGUCAUAUUCACGGCCAUCCAUCAUUAAGUUGUCUCCUCAAUACAGCAACAAAAACUACAACAACAACUACCACAGUCAACAAAUCUAUAAAACAACGAAGUGUACGUAGUGGGUUUGGGCGUUCAAUGUUAUGUACGUACGAGUGAAUGAGUGUUUUUUGAACCCUGGUACGCCUACUUACCUGUCUACCUGUUUACCUGUUCACCUAUUUACCUGUUUACUGUACCUGUCACUCCCCGCGUCCCCGCCACACCACACCACACCACACGUUUCCUUCCUCACCAUACUUGUUAUUCAUUGUCCCUUACAACACAACACACCACACCACACUUCACCAUCACACCUUAUACACCUCUUACUUCCCAUCACACUAAACACACCAUACCUGUUAGUCUUCGCCCCCCACCACAUCACACCACACCACAUCACACCACACAACACCCCACCCCACCUUCCCUCAAUCUCAGCUCAGUAGUCCAGGUUUUUUGCUUUUUUCCGCACCGAUAAGAUAGCCACACUUCUUCUUUCCUUCGUGGGACUUGCGAGGUUUCCCUUUCUUCCGCACGAGGUGUAAGUGUUUCCUGUUUGCCCCGCGAAUUCAAUAGGCGGUUUCAGUCCCAUUCAGUAUCGUUAACAGAGACAGUUCACUCGACUUUGAUCCCCCGGUGUGUUGUCCGCCCCCUUCACCCCCUGUUCGAAUCCCCCUCAACUUAAUUGAUGGCUCCCAGAUGUGUUAGGUCCCCCAGACUCAUGCUCACACCUGUUACUCACCUGUGGAGGCUCAUUCCACGUGUGUGUUACCUCUAAGUGAUCCUGGCUGUCCCGCCGCGGCCAGGUGUGUGUGACGGGGCGGACAGGUGUGGAGGCGUGUCGCGGCGUUGAUUAAUUACACCUGUCUGGAAGGGUUUACAUGUGUGGGGCCUAAUGACCUCUGCUACCUGCCGAGUCAUACAGGUGUGUUUCUCACGUGGUCUUUUUGUAGGUGUAAGUUGUCUUUCCUAUCACCUGGCGGCUUGCACAGGUGAGAUCUCAUUAGGCACCCCGCACAGGUAUCAAGGUCAGAUCAAGGUCAGCCCACCUGCUGGCUUACAGGUCCUCGAGUCAACAGUAAGGUCAGGCAAGGUCGUGAAUACCUGGCCAGGUGCGCCUCCACUCCACCUGUCCCCCGUGUCCGCCAGGCAGGUGGGGCACAGCAGCUCAGAAUCUCGUUAAGGGGAAUAAUAAUACUAAUGAUAAAUAAUGCUAAUGAUUAAUGAUGUUCUGUAUGGACUGUUUGUUUCUGUCACGGAUCUUUCUGUUGGUUUGUUCUUCCGUCACGGUGUUGUGCUGGUCAGGGCAGUGUGUGUUUGUUUGGUUGUUUGGUUGUUUGUUUAUCAAUGUAGCGAGAGUUGAGGCGCCCCGCACACCAUACCGCGCACCAUAACACGUGUGUCAUACCUUACUGGCAGCAUUACACGCCACGCCACACCAUACCAAGUACCACCUCACCACAUCACGCCACACCUGCACACCACACCACGCCACACUACACCAUACCAAGUACCACCUCACCACAUCACGCCACACCUGCACACCACACCACACCACACCACACCACACUGCACCAUAUGGCACCAUACCACACCAUACCACACCGUACCAAGCACUACACCUAACUUUACAACACUAUACCACAUUGUACCUGCACAUCACACCGUAUUUCACGCCAUACUGCACCAUACCACACCAUACCUCACCAUACCACACUAUACUUGCACACGUCACCAUACACCACCAUACUUGCACCAUACCACACCAUACCUCACCAUACCACACUAUACCCGCACACCACAACUAUACCACACCAUACCACACCAUACCUCACCAUACCAUUCACUAUACCACACCAUACCACUCACAACACCACAUUUCAAUCUUCCUACACACGUGGCACUGUAUCCCCACGGCACCAUACCCACCAUACACAGAACACCAUACCAAACCAUAGAACACCGUACACACACACCCACACCCAACUCACAUUUACACCAUACUUGACUGGAUAACAUAGCACCAUACUAACACUUCCAGACACCAUAUUCACAACACCAAGGUCAUCAUAUUUAUCCUCGGGGCACUAUAGUGUUAUCCCAAGGCACCAUACACCUCCCCCACACUACAGCCUCUACCAUAGGACACCAUAUCCAUGUCACCAUACACACCUGUUUCACACACACACCCCUCCCUUCACUAUACUGAUAUUUUGCACUUGUUUGCAUUAUCACUACUACUGUCACUGUUUUUCUCACCAUUCCGAUAGCCAGUCACCAUGCACCACUCCUGUCACUAUCUCCACGCCUCAUUCACCAUAACAAUUACUGUCACUGUCCUUUCCACCUGCUUCACUAUCAAUGUCACGUUCACUAUCACCCUUCCUACACUACCACCACCACCACCACCACCACCACUUCUUCUACUACCAAAAUGUGAUCCUUAAUAAAAAAAAACUAAUAAUUAAUAGGAAUAAUAAGAUUAAUAAUCCCAAUAAUAAUAAUAACGAUAAUAAUAAUAAUAAUAAUAAUAAUAAUAAUAAUAAUAAUAAUAAUAAUAAUAAUGAUAAUGACGGAAUUAAGGUAUAUUCUAUCUCACAAACUAUAAUUUUCGUUUACCUGUCACAUACAUAAUCAUGCAUAACUUUCUUGUCUCCCUCUCCUUGCCAAUGGUCGGGGGAGGGAGAGGGUUCCUUCACCAAGCUAACCAUAAGUCGCAGAUCCGCAUUCCUAAACGUUGCGUCGACUCACCUCAACCACUUAUAACAGGCUGUCGUGGAAGGCCCUGCAGCUUUUAAGGACCUUUUCAUGACCAGCGAUAGUUUAACAGGCUACAUUGGAAGUCUGUUUUCAAAGGCGUUUUCAUGAUUUCAGUGAAUGUUUAGCAGGCUCCAAUGAAAGUUACUGGAUUUUUCAUUCUUUUUUUUUUUCAUGAUUGCAGUGAUGGUUUAACUGUCUGUAGUGGAAGUCAUUGGAGUUUUUAAAGAUAUUUUCAUGAUUCUAGCGGUAGUUUAACGGGUUCUAGUUUUUUUUCAAGGGCGCUUUCAUGAUUCCAGUGAUAGCUUAGUGGGCUCUAGUGGAACCCGCUGGAGUUUUUAAUAAUUUGUUCGUAAUUCUAGUGUUAAGUGACAGCUGAGAAGGCUGUAAUGGAAUUCAAUGGCGUUUUCAAGGAUGAUUUUAUGAUUUUAGUGAUGGAUAAUUUAACAAGAUCUAAUGAAAGUUAUUGAAGUUUUAAGUUUAUUUUAAUGAUUUCAGUAACAGUUCAAGGAGAAUUGCGUACUGUCAAAGAACAAAAAAUCAAAAGAAAACACCUCUAUUGACUCAACUUUGUGAUCUGUGCAGUCUUUGGAAGCAAACCUGAUUAAAAGCAACAAGUUUGGGAACACGGACCUACGCUGUCAUUUCCAAACCAGUCAUCAAGUGCAAGGUCGCUCCACCAAUCAGCUACUAGGACGCCCCUGGAAACGUGAUUUGAUUAGCUAUUGGCUUGUUUACACUCGAGCAGCUAAUGGCGACGAUGAAUAUGAUUGGAUGUGAAUUUAUUUACAUUUCUAGGCAGUCUAUGAUUGGCUGGCAGUUUGUUUACAUUCGAACAGCUGAAAUCUAGCCGGUAUGUGAUUGGCUAGCGGUUUGUUUACAUCCGGACAAGUAAUUUCUCUGGAUUACGUGAUUUGCUUACAGAUUGUUUACAUUUGUACAACUGAAGACAAGACGAUGCGUAACGAUUGGUAUUUUGUUUACAUAGGAACAGCUGAUGGUGAGGCGUUGUGUUUGAUAGUGAUUUGUUUACACGGCAACAGCUGGGGCCUGGGUGGUGUCAUUCGUCAGAGGGUUUGUUUACAUGCGUGCAGCUGUAGCCAAUAGGAGCGAAGUGCAGGUGGACGAGGUAAUUUUGUCUGCCUUUUUGUAAACAAAUAGUUAGGUGAUAUUGUGUGCUUUUUAUUUUACAGGCAAGUGGAUUGAUGGAAAUUGAAGAGAUUUUGUCUGCUUUUCUAUUAUGAAUAAGUAGACAGACAAAAUGUGAAGUGUUAUUGUUUGUUUUUGCUUUGUGGACAAGUGCACUGAUGAAAUUCUGGAUGCUAUUGUUUACUUUUUUACAGGCAAUGGAAUGGAGAGAUGGGUGUUUGAUGGAUAAGCUUGUUUACCUACGAUCCAUGCAAACAAAACAUGUUUAGCUGGUGAUCUGCUUACAUAAGUGUGUCCUAGAUAGCGUAUGACUGUCAGUUUGUUUACAUGUAAUCAGCUGAUGCCUGGAUGACAUGUGGUGGGCUGUCAGUUUGUUUACAGACCAAUCUUAUGAGUUUGUUUUACAGAUCAACCUUGCUUAUAAUUGAUUGUACAUUUGUUUACAGGUGGAUUGCAAGAUUGUUUACAGAUCUACUUUACUCUUAAUGGGCAGUUUGUUUGCAUACCAGCUCAUGAUUCACUGUCGGUUUGUUAACAUACCAGCUUGCAAAUGUUUGCCAGUUAGUUUGCUUACAUAACAACUUAUUAUAGCCAGUAAGCUUGUUUACAUGAUAACCUUGCUUAUGAUUCGCCGUCAGUUUGUUUACAUUGCAACCUGACUCGCAAUUGGCUGUCAGUUUGUUUACACGUGAACGGUGUAGCCAAUCAGAUCACGCGUGGCAGUUCGGAGCGUCCCAAAGCCUCACAACAAAGGUCAACAAAGGUCAAAAUGUACAUAGCCUAAUUAACGCCAACCCUUUACCUGCUGCCCUGCCGGAGUUCACUGUCUGUACUCACGCGGUGCCGGGGAGAGAACCUGUACAUAACGCGAUUGCUACGUACUACACCCAAUGGAUUUACUUAAAAACAUGUAAUAAUAAAGUGUUUGUAUGAAAUCA
Molecule: messenger RNA, 20294 nt
Organism: Scylla paramamosain (green mud crab)
Lineage: Eukaryota; Metazoa; Arthropoda; Malacostraca; Decapoda; Portunidae
Product: discoidin domain-containing receptor 2-like
Exons: 18
Coding region: 906-3764 (952 amino acids)
Biological process (GO): multicellular organism development; protein phosphorylation; positive regulation of kinase activity
Cellular component (GO): signaling receptor complex; plasma membrane
Molecular function (GO): ATP binding; collagen binding; protein tyrosine kinase collagen receptor activity
Source: RefSeq, a predicted model, not a curated record